AUGUAUGACUGCCGCACACAGGGCGGCCACUUCUUCGUCUUCCAACCCUCCCUCCUGAACCGCUAUUGCAACCAUUGCUCGAAAACAAUGUCACACCCCUACCGUUGCAUACUCGAGAAAUGCGGCUACCUCGCCUGCGAAUCCUGCUCAGUGCGCAUAAACACGAACCUAGACGAGUUCCACAAGUCGCGGGAAUUAGCGAAAGCCAACGGACUACCGCUCCCUUCGCCGCUCUCACGACAGUCCCCGCCCUCCGCCACCUCCACAGGGAGGGAUGAUGAUGAUGACGGCGUCGUCGGCCGACCACGACGGGGGACCGUGGAGAGCGUUGUUGGGGCGAUUGGUUCUACGAGUUUAGGAGGCCCGGAGGCCAGUAGUGAUGGAGGCUCUGCUGCUCUGGGAGUUGGUAUUAUCGAGGUGGACGAUGACGUUCAGGAUGAGGACUAUGCGCCUCCCAAGCGGCCGUUCACCAGAAGCGCCGCUAUGGCCGCAGCGUCAGCCGCCGCGCGGCAAGGGGCGGGCCGGGCCAGGACACGGAACCCCAUCUUUCGGCCGAGGACGGGGGAGGGUGAAGGUGGUUAGCGCGUUUUUCCAUUAUUUUCUGGCAGGGAAUCGCAUGCAGAAGGUUUGAGGAAAGAAACCAACGGCAAUGAACGACUGGCAUUAUGGGUGUCUAGUCAGUAUAUGGGGCUUUUCUUCCUUCCUUUUCCCCUUUUAACCUCUUUCGUCCUUUAUCACUUCAUUUCAUCCCCACUUGCGACCGAUUUAUUAUCACUAUUUUCUCGUUUUCUUCCGAAUAAUCGUAUUUCGCGCGGAAUAUUGAAUCAUCUAUAUCAAAUUUUAGUUUAUACCUUCUUUCGUCAGGAAAAGUAGUCCAAUGCUACGCAUUCCUCCAUCACUUUGCUGCAUGUCGGUUCGAUCGCUUAGUUUGACUGGCCGGCGCGGGUGAGCGGUGAGCUCCCCUCACUAGUUUCCCUGGGUCGGGCCGAGGUCUCGCUAAACCUGUUUAGCGCGGGAUUAUCCGACUCAUGAACCUAGUCCGAAAUAACUCACGGGGUUGUGACGGGGGGGGGUUUUUUUUCUCUCUCCAUAUUUAUCAUUAUUUGUUCCUGUGGUUUUUACUUUGCCACCCAAGGCUGCGAUCUGUAUGAUAGGUAGAUUUAAUAAAAGGAAACAUGGCGUGGUAGGAAU
Molecule: messenger RNA, 1191 nt
Organism: Tuber aestivum (summer truffle)
Lineage: Eukaryota; Fungi; Ascomycota; Pezizomycetes; Pezizales; Tuberaceae
Source: the annotation of a GenBank genome assembly